UUUUCUAUUUCCUAAUCUCACAAGGUUUUGUGUUUUUUUUUCGGUUGCUUGAAUAAUUGUACUACGUUUCCUUCUUACGUAAGCAUUCUAAAGCAGCUACCACAUGUUGCAGUUUGUGAAAUGGCAAAGGGAUUGCCUUGAAGUAGCUGAGCAUAAAACCCGGUGGAUACAAUGUGGCUUCAUUUGACUUUAUUACUUGGAUUAUUAAGAGAAUUGCAAACUGUUACUAGGGAAUACAACAUUGCUGCUGUGGAAUUCGACUGGGACUAUCACCACAGUGAACUUCUGGACCGAGUCUCUUCACGAAGGCAAAACUUUCAGCGUUCCCAAGAAGAAAUCCAAAAGUACACCAAAGCAGUAUACUGGGAAUACACAGACUCGACAUUCACCAGACCAAAGUCCAAACCUUCAUGGAUGGGUAUUUUAGGUCCUACUAUAAAAGCUGAAGUCAACGAUAAGGUGAUAGUUAACUUCAAGAACUUUGCUUCUCGUCCCUACAGUGUGAAUCCGAUUGGUAUUACAUACUGGAAGCAAUCAGAAGGUGCUGGCUAUAAUGACGAAACAUCCAAGUCAGAGAAAGGGGAUGACGAAGUUGCACCAGGGGAUAUGUACACUUACACCUGGGAGAUUCAGCCUGAAACUGGGCCUAUGCUAAGUGAUCCUCAGUGUCUCACGUACUCCUAUUCCUCACAUGUGAAUCCUGUUAAAGAUUUCAAUUCAGGGCUAAUUGGAGCACUUCUUAUCUGUAAACCAGGGACCCUAAAAUCGAAAGAUAUUCAACCUGCACAGGAUAUUGUUCUGCUCUUCUCAGUAUUUGAUGAAUCUCAGACAUGGUAUGCCAAUUCAGACCAGCCGACACAUACAAAGCAACUCCAUUGCAUCAAUGGAUAUGUCAAUUCAACAUUACCAGACCUGAAAGUGUGCCUCAAGUCAAAAGAUCAAUGGCAUCUCAUUGGAAUGGGAACUGGCCCGGAGAUUCACUCUGUUCAUUUUCAAGACCACACACUGCUUGUGCAGAAUCACAGGAGGAUUUCCUUUGACAUGACACCAGUGACAUUUGCCUCUGCACAGCUCAAUGCUCUUAAACCAGGAAAGUUCCUAGUAUCGUGCCAGUUACAUCAGAAUGCCGGCAUGGUUGCAUAUUUUAUUGUUGAAGCAUGCGCUGUUGAAAUGUCAAACAGAAAAGUCAACCAAGAUCACGAAGAUGAAGAAUAUUACUAUAAUUACGAGGAUAUUUUGGAAGGCCUGCAGGAAAUUCAGAGCCCACUGCAAGUCCGUUCAUCUGUAAAACUUCAGUCAAAAAUAUGGGUGCACUUCAUUGCUGUGGAGGAGAUCACCUGGGACUAUGCUCCUGACCUUUACAAUUUAAAAGACAGGAAACUUGCAUCUCUUUAUUUAGAGAAAAAUUCAAAAAGAAUUGGAAAGCAGUACAAAAAAGCUGUGUAUUCAGAAUAUACAGAUGGCAAAUUCACAACUCGCAUCCAGAAACAAGAGAAGGAUAAAGGGAUCAUGGGCCCGGUAUUGCGUGGAGAAGUUGGAGAUGAAAUAAGAAUUGUCUUCAAGAACCUGGCUAGUCGUCCAUAUAAUAUCUAUCCACAAGGUCUAACAUCUGUCCGUCCAUUUGUAGACAGUGGUCCAGCUAAAGGAAAGAACCUAAAAUUCUUUGCAAUUAAACCCAAUGAGUCAUUUAUUUACUCCUGGAAUAUAACAUCUGAGGAUGGGCCUACAUCUGCUGAUCCUCGCUGUCUGACCCGAAUCUAUUCCAGCACUAUUGAUCCAAUCAAGGAUGUUGCCUCCGGUCUCAUUGGCCCCUUAAUAAUAUGCUACAAAAAGACUCUUGAUACACGUGGGAAAGUGAUAAAGUCUGACAAAGAAAAACACUUGUUAUUUGCAGUUUUUGAUGAAAAUCAAAGCUGGUAUAUCAAUGAAAAUAUUCAACAAUACUGCACAGAUUGCUCUAAUGCUGAUCGCACAAGCAUUGAGUUUUACAAGUCAAACCUGAUGAACAGCAUUAAUGGCUACUUGUAUGACAACCUCCAUUUCAAAGUGUGCUUGGGAGAUAUUGCCUUUUGGCAUGUUAUGUACAUAGGAGCCCAAAAUGAGUUUUUCUCUGUGUACUUUUCCGGAAACACAUUUCAACUGGAUAACAUGUACGAGGUGGUCCUUACUCUUUUCCCCAUGUCAGCUGAAACAGUGUAUAUGGAGUUUGAAAAAAUGGGUGAGUGGAUAAUUGGUGCUUUAGACUCCAACAUCAGAGACAGAGGCAUGAGAGCUAAAUACACUGUUUACAAUUGUGACCGAGAAGACAAGAAUAUGAUAACAAACCCUGAAGAAGAUGACUAUUAUGAAGUAUUAGAUUAUAUUGAGCAACGGUGGUCUCCACGUGGUUUUAAUGAAAAAAACAGAAUAGCUGUGAUUAAACUAUGCAAGAAAAUGUCUACCUUUAACGCCACAUCUGGCCCUCAAAAUGGCACAGCUAAAGCACUUAAUCCAAACUGUAAAAUAAAAAGUACUCAAAUUAUUGAAGACAAAAUUAGCAAGGCAGUUAAAUCACUAGAAGAACCCACUGAUGAUGGGACUGUGUCAAGCAACCUUAUGAGUCCCACAGAUAUAAAAGAAGACCUCCAGUCUUCAAGCAUGAAAAGUCAAACUGCAUUGUUUUCACAGGAGGAGAGUGCCACAGUUGGAGAAAAAUUAAAUAAGCCUGGUACGACAGAAGUCCCAGAUAUUACCAUGAUUCCAACUAUUCCGAUAUCUCGUAGCUUACACUCAGGCGCCAAUGGGAUUGCUGGUAUCCCAAACCACACAAUUUCUGGUGAAACUUAUGAACACAAAGUAGAAGAAAACAGAGAAAUGCGCUAUCAGAGAAGCGUGGACUCUCAAGAGAAAAGGAGAAAUAUUAACAGUGGUAAUAUGACUUUAAAUCUCCCACAAAACAUUGCAAAUUCUGAAAAGAAAUACAAAAAUGGGUCUUUGAAGUCAGAAAAAAAUAUAUCUGAGAGAAUGACAACUGUAAUACCUCCAGCAAGAACCCAUAACAAGCGAACAGAAAACAAAAUUCUUCCGCAAACUAACAAAUUAAAGACAAAUGAUGCUAAAUUCAAAACACCCACAGAAAAGGGAAGGUUACUUAACAUAAAUACAUUUUUAAAUGAAACAAACAAAUCUGACAAAAAGUUUAAUGUAAGUGAAAGAAACAAAGAAAGAAGCACACACCAUCCUCAAAUGGAAUUAUCAAAAAUAAAUGAAAAUAUUUCAAAUAGUGAAAAUAUAAACUUACAAAAUUCAUUCAUCAAAGAACACCCUAAACCAGAUAAAUCAAUGUUUGAUUCUGGGGGAGAAGUAAAAGGAAAUGACAGAAUAAACAAAAACAACUUGCAUGAAGAAGGAAGUGACGUUAAAUCGACUCAGAUUUUUAAACGGGAGAAUCAAAAAGAGCAUAACAGUCAACACGAAAAUCAGGUGCUUAAAGACCUUGGAACUAAGGAACUGCUGAAUUUAAACCAGACAAAUGAAAUUAAUAAAUCAACCGUUAAAACAAUAAAAAGUGAAAAAGAAGUCAAACAAAAUGUCACCGAUUCAAAAAAAACAGAACAGAAAACUGAAGAAGUUCAAGUGAACUCAUCAGCAAUAAACCAAUUACCUGGGAAAAACCCUGACGCGUCAUAUUAUGAUGAAUAUAGUCUUGGGGAGAACGACACCCAGGAAGAUUUUGACAUCUAUGAUGAAGGAGGAUUCAAUGUACGAACUAAUGAGGGAAGAAUACGCUAUUACUUUAUUGCAGCCGUGGAAGUGAUGUGGAACUUUGGCAUUAAGAAAACCCCACAAGAAACUCAAUCGCGAAGUAAAAAAAAUGAAUGGCAGAAGUCUUUCCCUGAGUAUAAAAAAGUAAUUUUCAGAGAGUAUCUUGAUAGUGAAUUUACAAAUAUGGCUAUUCGAGGUGAGAUGGAAGAACACCUGGGAAUCCUUGGGCCAGUUAUAAGGGCUGAAAUUAACGAUUUUAUUGUAGUUAUAUUCAGGAAUCUUGCAUCCAGGCCAUACUCCUUCCACCUUCAUGGAGUAUAUGACAAAGUCCAAAACAGUCAUAUAUAUGAGGCAAGUAAAGAAGCUUCAGAAGCUGUGCAGCCAAAUGAGACCCAGAAGUACAGCUGGAAAGUCACAAAGCGGGAAGGCCCCACUAACAAGGAAUUUGACUGCAAGACGUGGGCUUAUUAUUCCAAUCUAAACACAGAGAAGGAUAUUCAUUCUGGUCUUAUUGGGCCCCUGCUGAUUUGUAAACCUGGCACCUUAAGUACAGUUUUUGGUCGUCAGCUAUCAAUUCAAGAGUACUCACUCUUCUUCAUGGUAUUUGAUGAAAACAAGAGCUGGUACAUGGAUGAGAAUAUUUCAAGAAACUGUCCAAAACAAUGUCAGAUUAAGAGAAAUGAUGAGAUUUACAAAACCAACAACAUGUUUCCAGCAAUCAAUGGCUAUACAGCAGAGACACUGCCAGGUCUACUAGCUGCUCACCAUGAAGUUACACGCUGGCAUUUACUAAGUAUGGGCAACUUCAAAGAAGCACAUGCAGUACACUUCCAUGGACAGACAUUCACAUUUCGAAGAAAUGAUCAAGAACACCGGACCAGCGUCUACAACUUAUAUCCCGGAACUUUUGGAACAAUUGAAAUGACAGCCUCAAAGGUGGGCUCUUGGUUGAUAGAAUGCAGAACUGGAAAUCAUCAGCUCACAGGGAUGCGUGCUAAAUUUUUAAUCUACAAUCCAAAAUGCACAGAACCACUUGGAAUGAUGUCAGGAGUAAUACAGGAUGAACAAAUUACAUCUUCUGGCCACUAUGGUGACUGGCAACCUAAACUGGCAAGGUUAGACUUUUCCGGGUCAAUCAAUGCUUGGUCGGGAUUGGAUACCAAGUCUUGGAUACAGGUUGAUCUACUGAGACCAAUGCUAAUUCAUGGAAUUAAAACACAAGGUGCAAAACAAUUCUUCUCUGACUAUUAUAUAGCUCAAUUCCUCAUUUCAUACAGUUCUGAUAAUGAAAAAUGGAAAAGAUACAAAGGGAAUGUGACAAACACAGAAAAGAUAUUUGGAGGGAAUGUUGAUGGUUCAGCCAUAAAGGGAAAUGUAUUCUCCCCUCCAAUAGUUGCUCGUUAUAUCAAAAUUCAUCCUUUGUCUUUCAACAAACGCCCUACCCUUCGAAUGGAACUGAUUGGCUGUGACUUAAACAGCUGCUCUUUGCCAUUAGGAAUGGAGCGAGGUCUUAUCCAAGACAAUCAGAUUAGUGCAUCUUCAUUUUUCAAGAACUGGGUUUCUUCCUGGACACCCUCUUUAGCACGCCUCAAUUUACAAGGAAGAAUAAACGCUUGGAGACCAAAAGUAAACAAUCCUCAUGAGUGGUUCCAAGUUGAUUUUAUGGAAGUCAAAAGAAUAACUGGCAUUAUUACUCAAGGAGCAAAGGAGAUUUUCACCUAUAUGUUUAUAAAGGAGUUUUCCAUUUCCGUGAGUAAUGAUGGGGUAAUUUGGUCAGAUGUUCAAGAAGAUGAUGGUUCCAAAAAGAAGGUAUUCCAAGGAAACCAAAAUACUAAUGAGAGCAAUCUGAAUAUAUUUGAUCCACCAUUAUUCAGCAGAUAUAUAAGGAUCUAUCCCACGAGCUGGAACAGUGGCAUCGCCCUGCGUGUUGAAUUUCUUGGUUGUGACACUCAACAAUAAUAACAUAACAGCACAGACUGUAGUUUCUGUGUAAAGGUUAUCUCCCCAUUAUUUGUUAAAUCAUUUCUAUCAUUACUAUAAGAAACUAUUCCCAAAGGAAAAAAAUCAAUGUGAGUACAUUCUGCAGUAGAGUAUGGUAACUCGGAGCAAACAUAGCGUGUUUGCAAUUUUUUUUUUUAUAUUUGAGGUAGCAAGACUAUUAAACAAAGAAUGCUAAAAUAUGUUUAGCAAAUAUAUUUUUAUAUUUUAUUAAAUGUACUUCCAAAUAUAUCAUUUCUGUGUUCAUGUCGGCAACAUACUUUACAAUGAAAAUGUUUAGAAAAAAAUACAAUGUGCACUGAUACAUUUUUGCAGUAGCUUAAGAAGUGAUGAUUAUAUCGCCAAAUCAGGAAGCUGGAUACUGUACUGUAAAAGUGGCCCGUUAAUUUUCAGAUUUGUUUUACAACAAAUACUUGUGUACUUUUCAAUAUAUUUUGCAGUUCUGUUUCUCUGUUUCCUAAAUGAUUUACUGUAUUCAAUAAACACAUUCAAGAGUA
Molecule: messenger RNA, 6239 nt
Organism: Polypterus senegalus (gray bichir)
Lineage: Eukaryota; Metazoa; Chordata; Cladistia; Polypteriformes; Polypteridae
Gene: f8
Product: coagulation factor VIII, procoagulant component
Exons: 25
Coding region: 172-5703 (1843 amino acids)
Molecular function (GO): oxidoreductase activity; copper ion binding
Source: RefSeq, a predicted model, not a curated record